GAGAGAGAGAGAGAGAGAGAGCAAAUCAGGAAUUAUCACUUGGAGUGAGCAAAAGAGAGAGAGCUGCACUCUAAAUAGGUAAAAGAGGAAGGAAAGCAAAGCCAGAGAUUACUACUGUUCUGCUGCUCUGAGAAGUCGGCUGCUACCCACGGUCUGACGGAGGAUGGAUACAUCUCAGACAUGAGGGAAUCUCAAGCUGAAGAGGACGAUGGACGUUAAGGAAUGACCUUCCUGUUGCUCACUUUGUGGACUAUGACUGGGAAGGGAAAUAAGCAAGAAAGGUUGGCAUUUGCUUGAGCCAUUUUUUAGGCAUACACUGGAUUAUAACAAUGGAGAAACUUAGAAGAGACAUCUUGUGAGUAUGAGACACAUUCUGAACUGAUGUGCACACCUAUUCACAUCUUUGUAAAGAAAACUUAAAGACUUGCCGGAUUGAUCCUUUCUCUGGCAUUACUUUCUAUGCACUGUAUAAAAUAAAUAUUAUACUGCUCUAAAAUUUAUAAAUAUGGAGCAUAAAUGUUAUGCUUGCCACUUUUAAUGAUUUCUGUAUUGCUUUAAAUCAAUCACUGCACAGCUAGAACCUCAUACAGCCCUUAAACCCUGUAAAACUCACACAAAAACAAACUGGGACAAAGCUGGAUUAAGACAUUCACAUGUAAAAGAAGUUCUUUAGGAAAUCAGUGGCUGUCCAACUGUGCUGGCUCUAUUUCAUGUGAUUCCACACCAGAGGCAUGACCUCAACAGCUUUGUUAGUUUUGUUCUCUUUCUGGCUCGGCUUCUCGGAGGCUAACUGUCCUUCAGGGUGCCUGUGUCCCUCGGAUAUAGUCAACUGCGGCUCUCUGGGUAUGGACAGAUUUCCCCCUGUGCUACCGCCCACCACUUCCAUCCUGGACCUGAGCCAUAAUCGGCUCACAUGGAUCGCAGCAGGCAGCUUCCAUGGACUGGCCAGGCUGGAUGUUCUGCGUAUGUCCCACAACCAAAUCUCUUUGCUCAGCCCUGCGGCCUUCCACAAUGCCAGCACCUUGCGCCAUCUGGACCUCUCGUCCAACCGCCUUCAGGUGGUGGCGAGGCACCACUUCCAAGACCUUCUGGGGUUGGAGGAACUGCUGCUGUACAACAACCGUAUCACCCGCGUGGAGAGCAAUGCCCUGAUGGGGCUGAGCAACCUCCGGAAGGUCUACCUGAGCAUCAACCAGAUUACGGACUUCCCCUUCUUCUCCAUCCGCAAGCACAGCCAUCCCAAGCUGGCAGCCCUUGACCUCUCCUCUAACCGCAUGUCUCGACUGCCUCUAGAUGACAUUGUCCUCUUGCCUGUGGCUGUUCAAAGAGGUUUGUUUAUCCAUAACAACAGCCUGGCAUGCGACUGCUCUACCUACCGCAUGUUCUGGCACUGGGACAAAGAGGGUUACGAGGCCAUCAGAGAUUUCAAGGACGACUAUUUGUGCCGGAUGUAUGGGGAACCUCUCACCUCCAUACGUUUUCUCCGUAGCCCUCGUUUCUUCGAGAACUGUACCAUUGAGAAGAUGAUCUCUCUAAUCUCCCCAAAGGCAGAUAUGAUGGUGUAUGAGGGGGAACAGGUCAGACUGGAUUGUACUGGUACUCUCAGCAGUGUGGUCCUCUCCUACUCUUGGGUCAUUCCCCACCAGGAAAACUUAACUUUGUUGAUCCAGAAUGGUACCUUGCGGUUGAACCAAGAUGGCAGCCUGGAAAUCUUAGCUGUCCAGUCAGCGGACUCAGGGAUCUACCAGUGCAUAGCUGUGGACACAGUCAGGAUGAUUAAUGAAUCCCGUGAGGUAAACCUGACGGUUGUUCCCCAACGCUUGUCAGAGGAAACUUUCAGCACAGGCUACACCACCCUUCUGGGCUGUAUUGUCACUCUGGUGCUUAUACUUAUGUAUCUUUACCUAACUCCAUGUCGCUGUGGUUGCUGCAAACCUCCGCCACCCUCACCAACCAUCUCUGGCCUCGGAGAGGACCGCUGCACUCUGGCAUCCAUCUUUGGAGCUCCACCGAGUGCAGAGCUGAAGCAGAAGAGCAAAUCCAACCCUGAAAGACACGUGGUCUUCCUCGAGCCACUCAUGCAAGACAAGAACGGGCACUUGACAGCAGCCCUUAUGGCAGAAGAGCCCACAGGGCAAUGGGACACGCCCCAGCUGACCAGAAUUAAGGAAUUUGAUGAAAAUGUGUAGUACAUAGUUGUAACAGUAGAAAUCAUACUUGCCUGAACUGUGGACCUUUAUGUGGAUGUCAAGGAGGUAUGCAUGUGUUGAAAAUUUCCUGCCGCUACAAAAUUAGGACUGCAAAGCACUUGAGUAGAGUCCUUUACAUGUCCC
Colossoma macropomum (tambaqui) is the source of this 2333-nucleotide messenger RNA. RefSeq names its product amphoterin-induced protein 3. The record is from RefSeq and is a predicted model, not a curated record. Gene Ontology annotation, molecular function: protein binding. The transcript has a single exon. The coding region runs from base 732 to 2189 and encodes 485 amino acids. Lineage: Eukaryota; Metazoa; Chordata; Actinopteri; Characiformes; Serrasalmidae. Gene Ontology annotation, biological process: brain development.